AUGGCGGGCGCGGCGCUGGGCGUGGGGCCGGGCGUGCUGGUGUUGCAGUUGCUUUGGGGUCUGGCGCUGCUGCUCUGCCUGGCGCUCUCCCGCGCGGCCGGCCGGGCUCGGUUCGCCGUGGUGCCGGUGACGCUGGGAGCCGCCAUCCUCAGCGCCGCGCUGCUGCUCUUCCCACGGGAGGACGAGCGCCCGGCCGCAGCCGCCGCUGAUGAGAUCGUGGACACCUUCUUCAUCGGCCGCUUCGUCCUCCUGGCCGUGAUGAUCCUGGUCUUCCUUGGGUGCCUGUUCCUGCUCCUGAUUUACCACCUCAUGGAGCCAGUGUACGCCAAACCACUCCGCAGCAGCUAGCAGCAGCCAGAGGCAGCAAUCCCUGCGAAGAGGAAAUCCCAAUUUCAUGGCAAUAAACCAGGAAGGGAGACCAGGAGACUGUACCGGAGGUGAACGCGUCGGUUUUUCCGAGCUCGGAAAGAGCUGUCGAAGCAAGCAAAGUGUGUUGCUUGCACCCAGCGCUGCGUCUUUCAUCUUUAAAAGCGAAGUUUGGACUGAGCAUGAGCGCCUUCCUCUCCAGGGACUCUGCAGACUGCAAAGGUGCUUUAACCUCUCUCUUCUCUUCUCUUUUACAGGAGAGUUGAAAUCCAUGCACUUUGCACUACGCUUGAUUCAAUGAAUUGAACUGAGCCGAGAUGGUUUUUUAUCGUUAUCUGCAAGAGAUGGUUUGUUACUGUUCCUUUUUCACCUUAGUUCAA
This is a messenger RNA of Gavia stellata (red-throated loon), 746 nucleotides long. RefSeq names its product transmembrane protein 218 (gene TMEM218). Lineage: Eukaryota; Metazoa; Chordata; Aves; Gaviiformes; Gaviidae. The record is from RefSeq and is a predicted model, not a curated record. The transcript is spliced from 3 exons. Bases 1 to 348 code for a protein of 115 amino acids.